CAUUUAUUGGCUUUUCAGUGACCAAGGCAGCUUGGGCCCGAUUAGCGGACCCCAACAGUGGCUGGAAUGGUUGGAGCAGGUGGUGGUGUUACAGGAAGUGGCUGGCCACACCUAUGAGUCAAGGGGGCGGGGCAAUGUAUUUCUGAGAGCUGCUCCCACAUUAGGGAGGACCAGCACUGAAGGUGAAUGUUUGCUGGCGGCCUUGCAUAGAGUCACAUUUAAACUGCAUGAUUGACCAUGAAUGCUAGUGGCCCAGGAUAUCCGCUAGCCUCCCUCUAUGUGGGCGACUUGCACCCGGAUGUAACGGAAGCCAUGUUGUACGAGAAAUUCUCGCCUGCUGGACCAAUUCUGUCCAUCAGAGUUUGCCGAGAUGUCUCCACACGCCGAUCACUAGGUUAUGCGUACAUAAAUUUUCAACAGCCUGCUGAUGCUGAGCGGGCCUUGGAUACCAUGAAUUUUGAAGUGAUAAAAGGCCGACCCAUUCGCAUCAUGUGGUCCCAACGGGACCCAGGACUCAGGAAAUCAGGCGUUGGGAACAUCUUCAUCAAGAACCUGGACGAUUCCAUUGAUAACAAAGCUUUGUAUGAUACAUUCUCAGCCUUUGGAAAUAUCCUUUCUUGCAAGGUUGUUUGUGAUGAGAACGGAUCCCGGGGUUACGGCUUUGUCCAUUUUGAGACCCACGAGGCAGCAAACAGAGCAAUUGGCACGAUGAAUGGAAUGCUCCUCAAUGACCGUAAGGUGUUCGUUGGCCAUUUUAAAUCUCGGCGAGAGCGGGAAGCAGAAUAUGGCGCCAAAGCAAUGGAAUUCACCAAUGUCUACAUCAAGAACUUUGGGGAUGACAUGCAUGAUGAGCGACUACAGGAAAUAUUCUCAAAAUUUGGAAAGACGCUGAGUGUCAAGGUGAUGAUGGAUAAUGCAGGCCAUUCGAAAGGGUUUGGGUUUGUGAACUUUGAGAAGCAUGAAGAUGCUCAGAAGGCUGUUGAAGACAUGAAUGGGACGGAGAUCAAUGGGCGAAUGGUGUAUGUCGGCCGAGCUCAGAAGAGGAUGGAACGUCAGAGUGAACUGAAGCGCAAAUUUGAGCAGAUCAAGCAGGAGAGAGUAAACAGAUACCAGGGUGUGAACUUGUAUGUAAAGAAUCUGGAUGAUGGGAUUGAUGAUGAACGGUUGAGGAAGGAAUUCUCUCCUUAUGGAACUAUUACUAGUGCCAAGGUGAUGACAGAGGGUGGACACAGCAAAGGUUUUGGGUUUGUAUGUUUUUCAUCCCCAGAAGAGGCUACAAAGGCUGUGACUGAAAUGAACGGGAGGAUUGUCAGUGCCAAGCCUUUGUAUGUUGCCCUGGCUCAAAGGAAAGAGGAGAGGAAAGCCAUUCUCACCAACCAAUACAUGCAGAGACUAGCUACCAUGAGGGCCUUGCCUGGUCCAAUCCUCUGCUCCUUCCCUCCAGCAGGUUAUUACCUGCCCUCCCUUCCACAGCCUCAAACCAGAACUACUUUCUACAGUCCUAGCCCUGUUGCCCAAGUCCGCCCUGUCUCCCGUUGGAACAUGCAGCCCUCCAGGCCUCCCUCAUCCUAUCAUGCAGCCAGCCCCAUCCUGAGGACUAGUGCACCUCCCAGGCGCCCACUGUCCAACAUCAGCACCAUGAGACAAGCAUCCACUCAGGCUCCCAGGGUAUCUCCCAAUGCCCAGAGAAUGGCCAACAUAGGAACCCAGACCAUCAGCACUCGGGCAUCCUCCUCAACAGCCCUACCACGUGGCAUUUCCCAGUACAAGUACUCUUCAGGCGUGAGGAAUGUCCAGCCACUGGGCACCAUGGCACCUUUGCCAAUGCAUCAGGUUGUAGAACCGGCUGUCCGUGUCCACGGACAGGAGCCUCUGACAACAUCCAUGUUGGCUGCAGCCCCUCCUCAGGAGCAGAAGCAAAUGCUUGGUGAACGCCUCUAUCCUCUGAUUCACUCAUUACACCCCUCCAUGGCUGGGAAGAUCACAGGUAUGCUGCUGGAGAUAGAUAACUCUGAGUUGCUGCUGAUGCUGGAGUCACCUGAAUCCCUCCACUCUAAGAUUGAGGAAGCUGUUGCUGUACUGCAAGUGCACCAAAUCUCUGAAGCAUCCCACAAGAGCAACUCGGCAGCAUUUCUUCAGUGACCAAGGAUCCGAUUGGUACUGAUCAAAUGACUACUUCUACUUUGCCUGUUGCUGCAACCGUCACGUCUACAUUGCUUGUGCAGCAGCCUUCCUUGUUACCAUAAAUUUGCUGCAUGUGGUCUGGAUCUCACUCAGACUCAGUGCCCAGCCGUGGUCCCGAACUACUGUAGGCACAACUAGUGGAUUAUCAAUGGGCAAAUUGAGUUCCUCUUCCCAUUACACUCAGGAUGGCUAUAUGCAACUUAUCUGUGCAUUCUAAUUUAGAGUUUCUCCAUUUAACAUAUGCGUUUGCAGUCCCAUGGCACAGGUGGUUACUAUAUAUUCUGUCCAACUAUUUAUUUUUUGGUGGGGGGAGGUAUAUGUAUAUAAAUAUUCCUGCAAAAAUCUAGCCUUUUUUAAUCACUUUCUUUUGUGCACUUAAGAGUCAUUGCAGCUUCUUUUCCCACUAACAUUGUACUCACACUUUAAAGUAUUUUCACAGGUGCUUUUCUAGUAACUGCUGGUAUGGGAAUGAUAUGUUGUGAGAAUGAUGUGGAACAAACUGGUUCCCACAUUGUGUUCAAUUUAUCGAAGCUGGUCAUUUUUUAAGUAGCCUUAAACUUCAACCACCACUGGGGCCUGUGGCACUAUUUUAGCUGCUGCUGUUGACAUGAUGAUAAAGGAAGUGAAACUUCCUUUAUCAUCAUCAAGCCUUGUGUCAGUGUUCACUGUCUAACAUGGCACUA
Molecule: messenger RNA, 2867 nt
Organism: Lacerta agilis (Sand lizard)
Lineage: Eukaryota; Metazoa; Chordata; Lepidosauria; Squamata; Lacertidae
Gene: PABPC1L
Product: poly(A) binding protein cytoplasmic 1 like
Exons: 16
Coding region: 238-2142 (634 amino acids)
Cellular component (GO): ribonucleoprotein complex
Molecular function (GO): RNA binding
Source: RefSeq, a predicted model, not a curated record